AUGAAGGGGAAGAUUGCCAUCCCUGCCAUCCAGCGAUCGAACAAAGGUUCCAAUCCAGAGCUUACCGUGACAAGACCUCGUGUUGCUGAAUGCCAAGUUACUGGACCGGUCAAUGAGUCCAUUGCUACAGAAAGCAGCGAACCUGCUCAGAACACAAAGCAAGAAGAGAAGGAUCCAUCAUUUUGUGGAUGCCGAGAGGACAGGCAGGCCACGACAAGUGAUGAAGAUUUGCUCAAUUCGACACUUUGUGCUAUCGCCGAAGAGAUGAUAACUCAGUACAACACCAAAGGGAUCGAUGUCGGGGAGAUCCGACAGAGGAUAUGGUCCGGGUUCAGAGCUGGUGUGAAUGGCACUGGCUGCAGGGUGCAGAAUCACGUCCUCUUUCAAGUCCUAGACGACAUAAGUAGUGAUGUCUGA
Penicillium olsonii is the source of this 417-nucleotide messenger RNA. Lineage: Eukaryota; Fungi; Ascomycota; Eurotiomycetes; Eurotiales; Aspergillaceae. The record is from the annotation of a GenBank genome assembly.